AUGGCAUCUUCGAAGAAAUCUAGUGGAAGCAUCCACAAAGUUCGCGAGUUCGAACUCGAUAAAGUGGUCCUGUCUGACGAGUUUGACAUCUUACAAAUUGUCGGUGAAGGAUGGUUUGGGAAAAUACUGCUCGUAGAGCAUCGCGCUACCGACACAGAGAUGGUGCUAAAACUGCUGCCCAAACCAUUCGUCUCACUGACAGAUUUUUACAAGGAAUUUCACUUCAGUCUUAUGCUCGGGCAGCAUAAAAAUAUUGUUACCACUUAUGACGUCGCGUUCGAAACGGCCGGAUUUUACGUAUUCACUCAGGAAUAUGCACCAUUAGGAGACUUAACAUCAAAUGUUUCGGAUAGUGGGAUUGGUGAGCUACACACAAAGCGUGUUGCCAGACAACUUGCGUCAGCGAUCGAUUACAUUCAUCAAAAAGACCUUAUCCACCGCGAUAUUAAACUGGACAAUGUGUUAGUCUUUCGGUCAGACUUUGCACGCAUCAAGUUGUGUGACUUUGGCGAAUCAAGGAAACUCGGCGAGGAGGUGCUGAGGCGUAAUGAAUGGCUACCGUAUAGUCCUCCCGAAGUGUUGCUAGUGAAAACGGAUGAUAAAUACAAGACUGAUACGGCUCACGAUGUGUGGCAGUUUGGCAUAGUAUGCUUUGUAUGUCUUACAGGCUGUUUACCCUGGCAAAAAGCGUCUCUUGAUGAUCCACGAUAUAAUCGUUACCAGCAAUGGCACCAGGCAACUCUUACGUUUCCGAUGAAGCGUUGUCCAAAGCUUUUCAAAUUGCUUUCGGCAAGGGCGUGCAAGCUUUUUAAGAAAUUUCUAGAUCCCCGGUCGGAUCGACGGUUAAAGACGCUGAGCGAUUUACAAAAGUAUCUCGAUGAUCGGUGGCUUGGGAAAACAGCCGAAAAGGAAAUGGCUGAAAAUGAACCAGACGAAUUGUGUCCAUCGAUGUACUCGUUCCACAGCAGCGUCGAGGAAAAAAAUAAACUUCUAGGAACACUGGCUCAAUGCGGCAUCGAGACAACUGUCGAUCGUGCCGCAAAGAAAAACCGCAUACGAGACUGGAUCCAAUCGUCGGUGAUCGUAGAGGAGGAGGAGGAAGAUGACUCGGGUUCGGCUACACCUUCAUCGACCGUUUCACGAACAGCCGUCCCAGGACACGUGUCUUCCGUGGCCGCACUUGAACGAGCAGAGAAAAAGAUCAAUUCGACCGUGAAGGAAGCAUCACAGAAACAUAUCGAUCCACGAACUGGAACAGUGCAGGUCGGGCCAAGUGAGAUGGGAUCAAUUACGGCGCGGGAUAGUAACAAUAACUGGUCUUCACCAAACAUUAACGGACAUUCAAUUACGAUAAACUCUGGCAAACCGAGCCUUCUCGCAGCUACGCACGGUCUUGUGAAGGAGGCAUUUAAUACGGUUGCAUCAGUGACGGUACCAGCGACAGAGACCAAUCGCAACGGUUUGUUUGAUAAAAAGAGUAGCAUACAAGACAGUGGGUACGGUAGUUUGAAAGGGGGACCCAUAAGUGGACCCAAUAGCAGGAAAAUUUCCAAAUCACCAACACUUCCCAAACGAUCCACCUUCAUACGAUCUGAGAACAAUCCCUAUGAAGAACAAGAAUCAGCAGAAGAACGGGAUAGUCAGAGUUUGGAGUUUGACGAACUAGAAACCGAUCGUGGAUCGGAUGGUUUUCUCAGUGCUCUACCCUCCAAACAGGUGCCUGAGAAAACACAAAAAAGCGCUUACGACAGGAUUUUCUUUCGGAGAAAAUAG
Messenger RNA from Anopheles marshallii, 1773 nucleotides. RefSeq names its product serine/threonine-protein kinase meng-po. Lineage: Eukaryota; Metazoa; Arthropoda; Insecta; Diptera; Culicidae. The record is from RefSeq and is a predicted model, not a curated record. The coding region runs from base 1 to 1773 and encodes 590 amino acids. Gene Ontology annotation, molecular function: ATP binding; protein serine/threonine kinase activity. Gene Ontology annotation, biological process: peptidyl-serine phosphorylation; peptidyl-threonine phosphorylation. The transcript is spliced from 4 exons.